GUCAGUUUAAAUUGGUGUAGGGAAGUAGUCGGAAGCCGCUAAUAAAAGGGGAUAGAAGUCUCCAGAAAAAAGCUCGUUGAAGAAUCAUGUUGGACUUCUACUAUAUGUUGUACUCGGGACCCUGCCGGUCGAUCUUGAUGACUGCCCGUGCCUUGGGAAUCGAGCUGAACAAGAAGGAGGUCGAUCUGGAUGCCGGGGAUCAUCUGAAGCCCGAGUUCGUGAAGAUUAACCCCCAGCACACGAUUCCCACCCUGGUGGAUGGGGACUUCGCCAUCUGGGAGUCGCGGGCUAUCCUGAUUUAUUUGGUGGAGAAGUACGACAAGGAUAAUACUCUGUACCCAAAGGAUCUCAAGGAGAGGGCUGUGGUUAAUCAUCGAUUGUUCUUUGAUCUGGGCACUCUUAACCAGAGCUAUGUCUACUACUACUAUCCCCAGUUGUUCGAGGAGGUGAAGAGGCCGGCUGAUCCCGUGCAUCUGAAGAGGAUCGAGGCAGCUUUCGAAAUGUUCAACACUCUUCUGGAAGGUCAGCUGUAUGCCGCCCUCAACAGGUUGACUGUGGCCGACAUUGCCCUUCUGGCCACCGUUUCCAAUUUCGAAAUAACGGAGUAUGACUUUAAGAAAUAUGCGAAUGUGGUCAGGUGGUAUGAAAACGCCAAGAAGGUAGUUCCCGGCUGGGAGGAAAACUGGGAGGGCUGCGAGAUCUAUAAGAAAUUGUAUCUGGGUGACGUUUUGAAGAAACAAUGAGAUUGCUCUAUUUGACAAUCCCCGCCAAUUUUAAUAAAGAGUGCCGCUAUUUGGUACUAUUUUAAGAGUCAUACUA
This is a messenger RNA of Drosophila ficusphila, 819 nucleotides long. RefSeq names its product glutathione S-transferase D1-like. The coding region runs from base 87 to 743 and encodes 218 amino acids. The transcript has 2 exons. The record is from RefSeq and is a predicted model, not a curated record. Gene Ontology annotation, biological process: glutathione metabolic process. NCBI's taxonomy places the organism in Eukaryota, Metazoa, Arthropoda, Insecta, Diptera, Drosophilidae. Gene Ontology annotation, molecular function: glutathione transferase activity.